AUGAAAAUCAUCGUCCUCGUCGUCCUCAGUCUCGCCGUUCACCAGAUAAAUGCGGCCGCAUUCUGUCCUUCAUUGCCAGCUGAGAUCACUUGGGCUCCCGAUGGUGGAGCAGCUCAUCUCGACUACUAUGGCACUGGGAAAUGGUGUAGCAACGUUAAUGGAAGCCGCUAUAAAUGUUACAACGAUGGCGACUCAGACGAAUGCUAUUUGGUCCGGUGUGACCCACUUCCAGCAUGGGUAACCUCGGCGCCGACUGGAAACGCCGAUUACGACAGCCGUGUCGAUGGAUGUAAAUCAAUUGAGCAGUGUUUCUUCGACGGCGAAUCCAACAAAUGCUACUCGGAUGUUUGUCCGCCCUUGCCAGCUAACAUCACCUGGGAACCAGAAAACACCGCAACUUUCGACUACUAUGAAGAUGGAUGUAGAGGCACUCGUUUGUUGUGUUACAAUGACGGGGUUUCUGAUGCUUGCUACUUGCCAGACAAAGGACCUUGUCCACCAAAGCCGAUUUCGAUCAACUGGGAGCCAGAGAGUCCCGCUCAUUUCUCCGAGUACAGUGAUACGCCGUGUGGCCGGGGCACAGAUUGCUACAAUGACGGAGAGGUUGAUCAAUGUUAUAUGGCUGUGGGGAAAUGUUUGCCGAAACCCGACUCGAUCUUCAACGAGCCAACGGGACCCGCUCUUGUUGGUCGUUGUCCUGAAGGCUUUGAAUGUUUCCACGAUGGAUCGAGCAAUCAAUGCUAUUGCUAUGAUACGGCUGGACCAAAUAUCUGUCUGGACGCUCACAAUAGGGCUCUGUGCGAUCACAAGAGCAACAUGUGCGCAAAGACUUGCGGAUUUUGUGUUGGCCCCGGACCACUCCAUUCAACUCUGGGUGCUCAUAAAGGACCGAUCUUUGCGUUGCGAUGGAAUCCCUCUGGUGACUUUGUUCUUUCAGCCGGUGUUGACAAAUCAACAAUUGUUUGGGAUCCAAUAAAAAGUCAAAACAAGCAACAAUUUCAAUUCCAUUCCGCGUCAACUCUCGACGUUGAUUGGAUCUCCGACGACACUUUUGCCUCUUGUUCCACCGAUCAAACGAUUAAUGUUUGUAGAGUUGGAUUUGAUCGACCGAUUCGCACGUAUACGGGUCACGCUAGUGGGGUGAACGCUGAACGGCACGAUCAUGUCGAAUCGAUCCACGUCAUAGACAAGCAGCGCUACAUCACCGAAUUCGUCGCUCGUCGUCACGACAUUGAGGAAAAGAUCCGUGAUUUCAUCAACAAGAUGGAGACGAAAUUCCUUGAUGAAUCGAUUGGUCGUGUGAUGCCCAAGACCGAAACGAGCAAGGCCGACACUGCGGUUGUUCCAAGCGAUGUCGCGGCGUCUGUUCAUGACAAAUCGAAUGCGAACGAGGAGAAAGAUGAUGAUGAUGAAGUGCCUUCUUGUGCAGAGACUCAAUCUGCUGAUUCAUCUCACGAUCCGGUUCCUGAAGUCACGCCGAUUCAUCGGAAUAAGAGUGACAAGGACAAAGCAAACUUCGAGAAGCUUGUCGGGCACAUUAAAGAAGCUGGGAAUCGACCUCGUGCAAUGUGUGGAACCAAAUGCGCCGAAAGUAUGCUGACUACAUCGAUGGUGAUAGGAAAGUCAGCCACAAGAAAGCAUCGGACGAGGCCAAUUGUGCAAAGUGGUGGCCAGUACUCGUUCAAAUGGAGCGCCAAGAGUACGCCAAAGAAUAUGCAUUUCGGAGUGAUCAUGACGACGUUCGGGUGUCGACUUGAGUCUUACUGCUCGAAUUUGUCCCGCACGAUGCUCGUGGAUCCAAGCAGAGAGUUGGAAGGAGUCUACGAGAAUGUUCGACUCAUUCAAACGGCUGUCAUUGAGGCGUUGAAACCUGGGAGAAAGCUUUCGGAAGUGUACCAGAUUGGUAUCGAGGCAUGCAAGAGGCAAGACGCUUCUUUGUUGGAUAAACUCUUCUCCAAGGAAUUCGGUUUCUCGACUGGAGUCGAGUUUCGCGAAUCGCGCUAUACAAUCUCGCCAAAGUGUGAUGAAAAGGUUCGUGAAGGAAUGGUCUUUAUCGUUCAAAUCUCAGUCGGCGAUCUGAAGAAUCCUGGUGUGAAAGAUGAACAGGCAAAGAAAGUAGCUAUCUCGAUUGGGGACACGAUUCUCGUCUCUUCAAACGGCCCUGUGAAUCUCACCGAGAAAGCUCGCUCAAAACUGAAAUCGAUGGUAAUUCCUAUCAAAGAAGAUGAUGAGGAAGCCGAUGAACCAAUAAUGCCUGAGAACCUCGAUUGCGGGAAAAGAAGCGUUGUCCUGGCAGAACACACGAGAAAUCAGCAAACGAAUGAGGAUUGUCGCAAAGAAAAACAAAAGGAAUUGCUCGAGAUUCUCAACAAGAACGCGCAAAAGCGUUUAGCGCAAGAGUUUGAGCAACCUGAGGUCAAGAAAGCGAAAAAUGUUUCUUACAAGAACUAUGAGAAAUUCCCGCAAGAUGAGGAAAUUGACACGUUGAUGAUUCACAUCGAUCACCACCACGAUUCGGUGAUUCUCCCAUUGUACGGAGUGCCUGUACCAUUUCAUAUCUCGAUGAUCAAGAAUUGCUCCACGUGGAUUGAGAACGACACGAUGUACCUUCGAAUCAACUUUGCACAUCCUGGUGGAAAUGUUGGAAAGACCUCGGCUCCGUCAGACAAUUUGUACAAUGCUUUCCUUUUGAUCAACGAGAUGCGGAAGAAAUUCAAAACCAAGGAGGCUGAAGAACGAGAAAAAGAGGGUGCCGUGAAACAAGAUAAACUCAUCAUCGCAGCAAAUCAAGUGAAUCCAAAGUUGAAAGAUUUGUGUGUGCGGCCGAAUAUCAUCGCGAAACGAGACUCCGGAACACUCGAGGCACACACGAACGGUUUUCGAUACACAGCGCUGCGUGGUGACGAGAUCGAUGUGCUUUAUAACAACAUAAGACAUGCAUUCUUCCAGCCCUGUGACAACGAGAUGAUCAUCCUCCUUCACUUUCAUCUUAAAAACCCAGUUCUUUGGGGGAAAAAGAUAUACGGAGACAUUCAAUUCUUCACAGAAGUUGAAGAAAUCACCACCAAUUUAGGGAAAUAUCCUCACAUACAAGAUCGUGAUGCAGUGGCUUCCGAACAAAUGAAACGCGAAAUGCUCAAUCAAACUUUUCAAGCCUUUUGCGACGAAGUGCUGAAGCCGACCUCGUCAUGUCUGGUGAAUCUCACCGAGUCACCCGUCUUCGUCGUCAGACUGGAUGACGUUGAACGAGUUCACUUUGAGCGUGUUUCCAUCCAGCUGAAGAACUUCGAUUUAGUCUUUAUUUUCAAGGAUUAUCACCGAAAAACUCAAAUGAUUCAACAAAUCCCGAAGGCCUCGCUGGACAUUGUAAAGGAGUGGCUGAACUCAUGCGAUCUAAAGUACACUGAAGGCAUACAAUCACUCAAUUGGCCAAAGAUUAUGAAGACGAUCGUUGAUGAUCCUGUGGAGUUUUUUGAAACCGGUGGCUGGAGUUUUCUCGAUCCAUUCUCUGACGAAGAAGAUGAAAGCGAUGAGAGUGAUUUCCUUUCAUGGGAUGAGGCCGCUGAAGACGAGUGGGAUAUCUUGAAGGACAAGACAAAAUGGAAGAAAUUCGCCACCGUUGACAAGGCCAAGAUGAGGAGAAGAGAAGGAGAAGGCCGACUA
Messenger RNA from Mesorhabditis belari, 3663 nucleotides. NCBI's taxonomy places the organism in Eukaryota, Metazoa, Nematoda, Chromadorea, Rhabditida, Rhabditidae. The record is from the annotation of a GenBank genome assembly.